UGGGAAAAAACAGAAGAAAUUAAUCAAUUAAAAACCCUUGAAAAACCCAAAAAGAAAAAAGAAAAGCUUAACAAUUCGCGCUCUAUCUAUCUAGUCCUUCUGAUUUUAGUAACAUACAAUGGUAUGGGCAUUGUUUCCCGCCGAUCCUCUCUCAGGUGAAGAAAGAUAUUAUAUUUUCAAGAAAGGAACUUACAAAGUUGGUAGAAAAGGUUGUGAUGUAAUAAUUAAUAAAGAUAAAGGAGUUUCUCGAAUUCACUCGGAGAUAAUUGUUGAUGAAAUGAUAUCAGUGAACAACUCUGACCGGAAUUCUAGAGUUCGGGUGAGAGAUUGUUCAAAGUAUGGGACGUUUAUUAAUAGGCAUCUUGAAUCAAAACAAAAGGUUCAUGACUUUCCUAACAAAGAAGCUACUUUAAAAGAUGGGGAUAUGGUUUCAUUUGGAACCGGUAAUGCAACUUACAGGUUUUCUUUUGUUCCAUUCACAUUUUUUAUUUGCUGCUCGGAAUCCAAUCAAAUGGAUGAUACCCUUCGAGAAAAAGUUUCAUCGAUUGGUGCUCGUAUAACUGAACAACUGAGUGACGAGUGCACGCAUAUGCUUGUUCUUCACCAAAUGCCAAUGAAAGAAAAUGCUAUUGAUGCUAUUGUGGCUAAGAAACCUGUUGUUCUCCAUAGUUGGGUUGAGUUGGUUGCAGAAAAAGGCAUUGUUUCAGAAAUUCCUAGCUGGAAUCUCUACAUUCCAACAUUAACGGUGGAAGGAGUACCAGUUAAAGUUGUGGACUCUGUAACUCGGGCAAACUGUUUGAAGGGAUAUACUUGUCUCCUGGAAUCAUCAAAUAUGUAUAAGUUUGGGAAGAGGUUGCAGGCAAUGUUGCAAGUAGGGGGUGCAAAUGUUAUUUCCAUUGAAGAAUUUUAUUCCAGUAGCCAAGGAUUAGAUAAUAAAGAAAACUCUCGAAUGGUCUGUGUUAUCCCUCAAGGUUCAGCUGACAAGUUUAGUCGCUUCAGCAAACUUUCAUUAUCUCGAGUGAGUGAAGUGGAUCUGUUUUGUGCUGUUGUAUCUGGACACUUAGAUUCAUCUAAGCUGAUACUACCAACUGUGGUUAUUUCAUCAUCAUGUUCAACGGAUGAGACAAUAGUGGCAGAUUCGGAUGAAGAAAUGGAAACAACAUCAAACUAUGACACAAUCAAUGUUAAAAGUGAAAGCCCUAAAUUUGUUAACAAAGUUGAAACAUCCCCUGUUCAAAAAAAAUUUGAAAUAUUCCCAGCUCAAACAAAAGCGGAAACAUUACCGUUUCAUCACCCAUCUACUAAAUUGGAUUAUAGCCAUGUAGUGAGCUCUAUGGACAAUAAGGGUGCGAUGACAGAAAAAGGGGAGAAGAUGGAUGAGCCUGAAAAUGCAAAUUCUGAUAUUAUUUACAGCCAGGACCUAAUUAUUAGAGAUUGGCAUUUACCUGCCACAAUCAGUUCUACCAGAGAUGAUCGAGUUUUGGAUUUUAAGCGCUUCAAAAAGAGAGAUGCUCAAUCAGGGAAUAGCUUCAACAAUCUAAUCCCGUUUGCAAAAUAUCCCUACAAAGAUUCUGAUUACGGUAAUCAGGAUAUGGUAGACUCCGUGAAAGAAGAGAAAAAGCGGAAACAGAUGGAAGCUGUCGCAGAGGAUUUAUUCAACAGUGAAAAGGGAAGGCGACGUGGUGUAGCUGGUUCCCUUCAUUCAAUUCUUUCUCGUGGGUAAACAACAUUAAGGGGAAACUGGAUCAUCAUCUCAAUUUUCAUUCUCUAUUUGUUAGUGAGUGUUCGUUCCUCCUCCUGAUUUACUGUUUGAUUCAGCUGCAUUUUAAACAAAGCUCGAAAAUGUUGAAUUUCUAGUAGUGUAGUACUUGACGCUGUUAUAUCAGUUGUACAGAUAUUUUGUUUUUAAAACUGUCACUUUAGAAAGUUAA
Messenger RNA from Mercurialis annua (annual mercury), 1931 nucleotides. Its product is annotated as nibrin homolog. The record is from RefSeq and is a predicted model, not a curated record. Gene Ontology annotation, biological process: double-strand break repair via homologous recombination; mitotic G2 DNA damage checkpoint signaling. NCBI's taxonomy places the organism in Eukaryota, Viridiplantae, Streptophyta, Magnoliopsida, Malpighiales, Euphorbiaceae. The transcript is spliced from 13 exons. Bases 119 to 1723 code for a protein of 534 amino acids. Gene Ontology annotation, cellular component: Mre11 complex. Gene Ontology annotation, molecular function: protein binding; damaged DNA binding.